This is a messenger RNA of Fusarium fujikuroi IMI 58289, 3390 nucleotides long. Its product is annotated as related to ankyrin 3. The transcript is spliced from 2 exons. The coding region runs from base 1 to 3390 and encodes 1129 amino acids. NCBI's taxonomy places the organism in Eukaryota, Fungi, Ascomycota, Sordariomycetes, Hypocreales, Nectriaceae. Gene Ontology annotation, molecular function: protein binding; catalytic activity. Gene Ontology annotation, biological process: nucleoside metabolic process. The record is from RefSeq and is a predicted model, not a curated record.
AUGAGUUGGAGAACUGGCAAUGUUCCAGACUGCUUGCCUGGUGAUGCCGAACGGCGACGGACAGCCGGCGCAGACAACUUCAAUAGGCAGGGAGACAGAGAAAGGCUCUCCCACCAAGACUAUACUGUUGGUUGGAUUUGCGCACUUGAUAUCGAAAUGACUGCCGCCAAGGUUAUGCUGGACGACAUCCACGAGGCUCUGCCUACCAGUCGAGAGGAUACAAACACAUAUACCCUUGGCAACAUGGGCAUCCAUAACAUAGUUAUCGCAUGCCUUCCAUUGGGUCGCUAUGGCCUAACUAAUGCCGCGACAGUAGCGAAUAACAUGAUGCGGACCUUCACCUCGAUACGCUUCGGUCUCAUGGUCGGCGUCGGUGGCGGAGUCCCUGGUAAGGUCGAUGUGCGACUCGGUGAUGUCGUGGUUAGUAAAGAGGUGGUACAGUAUGACUUUGGGAAAAGGACUGGAGAUGGCGAGUUCCGCCCAUUUGGAAAUUUGAAUAAACCUCCACAUGUUUUAACGACCGCAGUCGCCAAGCUUCAAGCGGACCACAGAACUGAACCCAGCAGAAUCCCUUCAAUCCUCGCCGCCAUGCUGGAACGAUACCCUGGGAUGGUCAGCUCUACCCGCUCCAGUACCCUUCAAGACCAGUUAUUUGACGCCUCAUACGACCAUAUUGAGGCUUCCGGUCAAGCUAUGAGCCCGAAGGUUGAUAGUUGUGAGCACUGUGACGUAUCUCGACUGGUACAACGGCCCGCUCGAAGUAGCAAUGGCCCCAGGAUACACUAUGGGAUUGUGGCCUCAGCGAACCAGGUUAUUAAGCAUUCCCUUACAAGAGAUCAGCUUGCAAAAGAGCUUGAUGCCAUUUGCUUUGAGAUGGAGGCGGCAGGACUGAUGGAUAGCUUCCCCUGUCUAGUUAUCCGUGGUAUCUGCGAUUAUGCAGAUUCUCAUAAGAACAAGCAAUGGCAACCGUAUGCAGCAAUGACUGCUGCAGCAUAUGCAAAGGAGCUUCUUUCUGUCAUCCCUACGGAUAAACACUACAAGACAUAUAGACCUACCUCAUCAGUAGGUGUAGAUCCGGUCUUGCAGGAACGUCGGAAGGCACUACUCGAAUCACUAGAGUUCAGGGAAAUUCAUUCUCGUCGCUUAGGCGUAGAGGUCGCCCAUGAGGAAACAUGUAAAUGGUUGCUUGAAGAGCCGGUCUAUCAACAUUGGCUUGAUAGAUCAAAACUUACUCAACACCACGGGUUUCUGUGGAUCAAGGGGAAUCCAGGUGUCGGAAAAUCAACAAUCAUGAAGUUUGCAUAUUCUCAAGCGAUGAAGACGAUGGGGAAUGCAAUUGUCAUUUCAUUCUUCUUCAAUGCGAGAGGGGACGACCUGGAAAAGUCGAUUGGAGGGAUGUACAGAUCUCUGCUAUGGGAGCUCUUGAGCAAGGCUUCUGGACUUCAAAAGGUUCUUGAUGAUGCAGACUUGGUUCCAUUGAGCCGCGACGAUCGGCCUAUAUGGUAUUCAGAGAUUCUUCGGUCACUUCUAUCUCUUGCGAUAGCCAGCCUUGGCCGGCAACGCCUGCUCUGCUUUGUCGAUGCACUUGACGAAUGCGAUCGGAGAGAUGUUUAUGGCAUGAUUGAGCAUUUUCAGGCUAUAGGGGAAGACUCCGUGUCAAGAGGUUCCGAGGUAUACAUAUGCUUUUCCAGUCGCAACUAUCCUUUCAUGGACAUAGGAAAUGGUCAGGAGCUGAUUUUGGAACAUCACCCUGGCCAUGAACACGACCUUGAAGCCUACAUACGCAGCAAGCUCAAAGUAAAAAAGCAUAGAAAGGCGGAUGCGGAUGAACUGAGGAAUGAUAUUCGCGUUAAGGCAAACGGGGUAUUUCUAUGGGUCAAGUUGGUUGUCCAGAUGCUGAAUGAGGACUUUGGAUAUGCGAAUAGUCUUGCUAUUCAGAGAAAGACUCUUGAGGAAAUCCCACCCGAACUAAGUGACCUGAUCAGAGAUAUACUGAGGAGGGACAACAAGCGGCCAGAGAACCUACUCCUGUCCAUUGAGUGGAUUCUCUUUUCCACGCGACCGUUAAAGUGGGAAGAACUCUACUUUGCCCUUAUCUCCGGGCUGCAUCCUGAUACACUCAGCAGAUGGAACCGACGUAACACUACCAUCCAAGACAUGAAGCAAUUCAUCCUGAGUUCAUCCAAAGGUUUGGCGGAGAUCACAAAGCCCAAUGCCCAGACGGUUCAGUUUGUUCACGAGUCUGUGCGAGACUUUUUAUUGAAGGACGAUGGUUUAAGGCACCUGAGAAGAGAUUUACACCUGGAGACGGAAGAUACCCACUCUUCAGCUCACGAUCGACUGAAAGCCUGUUGUCAUACCUAUAUUCAAGUCGACAUCUCAAGAUAUAUAAACCUUGCUACCCCAAUACCAGACUUGAAAAAAGAUGCGGCUCUUCAUUUACGAAAGACCCUAUUACGUUAUUUCCCGUUCAUGAAGUACGCAACUCACUGCGUUCUCCACCAUGGAGAAGAGGCUGGGAGCAAGAUUCCACAGGAUGACUUUCUUAAAGGUUUUUCUAUCAAGGCUUGGGUCGUUCUUGACAACAUCCUGAGGGACGUUGGCGCCAUUCGAGCGGACCCUUGGAAUAAGAGACCUUGCCAUACCUCAAACGCAAGUCUUAUCUAUAUCCUUGCAAAGGAUGAUUUCACAAAUCUCAUGGCGGCAGCAUUUCGCCUCGGGUUUGCAAGUAACAUACACAAAGAACGACUUGAAAACCCGCUGUUUGCGGCCCUGGCUAAUGGUCAUCGCGGCGCGGUCAAAACGCUCCUGCAACAGGAAAUGAGUGCUUCUCAAGCGGAAGAAAUCUGUGCCCGCCUUGGAUACGGAAAGUACUUUAGCGUGAGUAAAGGUCAUACGCCACUACAUUGGGCAAUCCAGCAGGGCGACGUACCGCUCGCCACCAUCCUACUUGCAUCCAAAGAAAUUAUACCGGUUGUUUCAAGUAGCGACGAACGGACACCUCUAUCAUUGGCCGCAGAGAAUGGUUAUGAAAGCAUUGUGAGACUGUUAUUAGCGAUUGAAACCGUGCAACUUGACCCGAGGGAUUACAUGGGCCGGACACCGUUAGCGCUAGCCGCUAUUGAAGGCUAUGUGGAUAUUGUGAAACUGCUCCUCUCAACAGGUAAUGUCAAUGUCAAUUCGAAGGAUUACUCUGGUUGUACGCCGCUACUUGGCGUGCUGAUGAGAUUGGCUCACGCACAGAAGUCAAGCAGCAAGGCAGAAUUUUCUAGUAAAUUAACUAUAGCGAAGGUAUUGCUCGAGAAUGGGGCCGAUAUACACGCCAAAGACAAUUAUGGUCGGACGCCACUAUUAUAUGCAAAAGAUAACAAACUUACAGGUAUUAUUUAA